This is a messenger RNA of Rhineura floridana, 3042 nucleotides long. RefSeq names its product H6 family homeobox 3 (gene HMX3). Gene Ontology annotation, cellular component: nucleus. Gene Ontology annotation, molecular function: RNA polymerase II transcription regulatory region sequence-specific DNA binding; DNA-binding transcription factor activity, RNA polymerase II-specific. The record is from RefSeq and is a predicted model, not a curated record. The transcript is spliced from 3 exons. The coding region runs from base 468 to 1583 and encodes 371 amino acids. NCBI's taxonomy places the organism in Eukaryota, Metazoa, Chordata, Lepidosauria, Squamata, Rhineuridae. Gene Ontology annotation, biological process: regulation of transcription by RNA polymerase II.
GCGCGGAGGGAGGGGGGGGCUGCGCCGCCUGCCUGCCUCUGGCUUUUCUCUCUUCCUCCCUCACUCACUCUUCUUUGCCCUGCGUAGUGGGACCGGGGGAGUCCUGGGGCCCAGCCGACGCCUUGCCCUGCCCUGCCUGCCUGAUGCCGUUUGCCAUUCUCCGUGCCCAAUCGCCGCGGCGUCCCAGCAGUUAACUUGGGAUGACAUUUGGAUUUCAUCAUUAGCAUUCGGCGCUGGAUUGACGCAGAAGAAGCCGCCGUACCAGCAGCAGCAGCAGCAGGAGGAGGAGAGGCGGCCCCCGCUGACUUCCAAGUCCCGCCGGCUGGAGGGCCGGGAGUUCGGCUGCUGUGCGGCCCCCUCCCCUCCAUCCCUCUUCCCUUCCUUGCCUCCUUCCCCAUGCCAUCGCCCUAUUGGGAGCGACUCCGGAGCGCAGUGUGAAGGCCCCCCCGAGGACGGACGCCGGAAGCAUGCCUGAGACUGGACAGGACGCCCCCAGCAACCAAGAGCAGCCGCUGCCAGCGCCGCAGCCGCCGUCGCAGCCCAAGGAGUCGCCUUUCUCCAUCAAGAACUUGCUCAAUGGGGACCAUCCCAAGGCGUCUCUCAAGCAGCCCCGGGCGCUCUUCCCUCCGGCGGCCAAGGGGGCUCUGGAGGGGGCCGGCUUCGCCCUGUCGCAGAUGGGCGAUCUCGCCUUCCCGAGAUUCGAGAUCCCUGCUCAGAGGUUUGCUCUGCCUGCUCACUAUCUGGAGAGGUCCCCCGCCUGGUGGUAUCCCUACAGCUUGACGCCUGCGGGAGGCCACCUGUCUAGGCCAGAAGCAGAGAAGCCCAACACCGAGGACUGGGUUGCAAGUUCACUUUCUUGGGAGGCGCGGCUUCAAGGAAUCCGGUUUACAGCCUCAUCCUAUUGGCGUUUCCUCGGAAUUUCAGCGGACAAAUCCUUCCUCAGAGACUCUUCGCCGGCCUCGGCGGGCACAGACAGGGACUCCCCAGACGAGCCCUUGCUGAAGGCCGAGCGGGAGCCGAAGGAGCUGGACUCCAAGAGCCCCGACGAGAUCAUCCUGGAAGAGAGCGACUCCGAGGAGGUGAAGAAGGAGGAGAGCGGCGCCGAGGACUGGCCCAAGCGGGAGUCGGAGGGGGGGAGCAGCCCGGAGAAGAAGCCCUGCCGGAAGAAGAAGACGCGCACCGUCUUCUCGCGCAGCCAGGUCUUCCAGCUGGAGUCCACCUUCGACAUGAAGCGCUACCUGAGCAGCUCCGAGCGCGCCGGCCUGGCCGCCUCGCUCCACCUCACCGAGACGCAGGUCAAGAUCUGGUUCCAGAACCGGCGCAACAAGUGGAAGCGGCAGCUGGCCGCCGAACUGGAGGCGGCCAACCUGAGCCACGCAGCGGCCCAGCGCAUCGUCCGGGUGCCCAUCCUCUACCACGAGAGCGCCGGGGCCGACGGCGGCGGAGGUGGCGGAGGUGGCGGCGGGGGAGGAGGCCCGACGGCGGGCAGCGCGCCCGUCAGCCAACCCCUCCUCACCUUCCCCCACCCCGUUUACUACUCACACCCCGUGGUCACCUCGGUGCCGCUCCUGCGGCCCGUCUGAGGACUUGGCCUAGCCUAGACGGAUAGGGGACAAGUCAGGGAGGCACAGAGAGAGAGAGAGAGAGAGAGAGAGAAGCAGGGAGGGAGGAAGGGAGGGAAGGAAGGAAAGAAAGAAAGAAUCAGGGAUGGCCUUGUGCCUCUGUGAGUGGCUUCUUUAAGAACCCCUUUGAGAGAGAGCCACCCUAGCCUGCCUCUCGCAGCACACCCAAGCCAGGCCUCCACAGCGAAGUGAUCGGCUCACCAAGGAGCAGCUACAACGAUGGUUGCUGCGUAAGUAGUGCGCCCAGGCGGCAAAGCCACGCGCGGAGACUUCCCCUCCUUCCUCUCGGUUCAGGAGUACCUGUAAAUGCUCCUGAGCUCAAAUAAAGCGAUCCCGAGAGAACGACCAUCCGGGCUCUGUAAAAGCAGGGAUGGGGUGGGUCGAGGAGAGCGCGUGGGUUUGCCUUUUGUUUGUUUGUAAAAAGAAAAAAAGUUUGCUUCGAUUUGAGGUGUAAAAAUGGAGAAGGGCUGCGCAAAAGACCAUCCUCGCCUGGUGAGGGCGGCGGCGGGGGGCUUGAAGGGGACUCACCGGCCAAUUCUCCAAAUGCUGGUGGCAAACGGAAGGGUGGGCAGAUCGGUCGCUUGGGCCCCUCCUCGCCUUGAGGGUCGGGUACCGUUUUGAAAACGUCUGUGGGUACUCGUUCUUCCCGAGUUUCCAGUUCUCUCGGAUCUUUGAGGAGAAAUGCAGCGCGCGUCACCACGUACCAUCCACCUUUUUUCCAAAUGGCGUUUCUGUUAUUUUACUCCUGGCGGGCGCUUCUUUAUUUUUCUUUCUUUCCUUUUCAUAAGCAAGGAAAAGAUGUGGCGGAGAGCCUGGCUCUUUGUCGACCCUCCCUUCUUCGGAACAGCUUCUCUGAUUCAUACCGCUGACCUGUGCAAUAUUGUACAAUUCUGAAAGCACUGUGUGUGGGGGUGGGGCGGGUGGGGGUAGGGAGGGGACGGUUGUUGGCGAGGAAAGGUUGAGUUGAUGGGGGAGAAGUGUCCAAAAUAAUUGAGGGGGGCAAAAAGGGGGCGGCAAAAAAGCAGCUGCUCCUGAACUCCAGACUUCAAAAAAGGUCGAGUGCGUCGGGCGCUUUAAGUGAUGGACAAUCAGUCUCUUUAAAGACGAAUUGUAACUUCUUUGCUAUUCUGUACAGCUUUCUUGUCAGUUUCAAGGAGGGCGUGGGUUUUCGCCUGAAUGGAGAUCUCGAAUUCUUUCGUGUCUGUCUUGCUCACCUGUUGUCUGACAAAUUGUUUCCGGGCCUCCCCAGAGUCUCCCCUCCCCUCUUUUUUUCCUCUCCCUCUCUAGCAGGGAUCGGUCCUAUUUUUAAAAUUUGAAGAAAAAUCUUGUUAUAAUAACUCAGUGUCGUGAUGGAAGGCGGGGGACAAAUAAAUAAAACUUGUUCAUUACUGGUGAUGAUGGUGGUGUGUUUUUUUAUUUU